Molecule: messenger RNA, 7443 nt
Organism: Brassicogethes aeneus
Lineage: Eukaryota; Metazoa; Arthropoda; Insecta; Coleoptera; Nitidulidae
Source: the annotation of a GenBank genome assembly
AUGACUAUUGCUACCAGAGGACAAGGAAAUUCAGAAGACACUUUAGAUCCACAGGCUAUUACAGCUGGGCCAUCCCAAGUAAACAAUGAAGAAAUACCAAAUGAGAAUGUGGAACCAGAGUUUCCACGCGACAAAUUAGCGUCCUUGGACGAAAAAAUAUCAAAUUUACGAUGGGUAGUGCCAGUUUUGCCAGAACAGGAGUUGGAGUGUUUGUUGAAGGUAUCUGUAGACCUAGCGAAAAAGAAUUUGGAUACGAGAUCAGAAGCAUGUCAAAGAUUCUUUCGCGAAGGUCUUACAGUAUCGUUUACGAAAAUAUUAACUGACGAGGCUGUAUCGAGUUGGAAAACGAACAUACACUCGUGCAUCAAUCAAAACUGCUUGAAAUUAAUUGAAUUAUGCGUGGCAAAACUGCCUCACGACUGGUUCCCGCUGUUGGACUUGCUGGCCAUGGUUUUAAAUCCCAACAACAAAUUUCACACGUUCAACUCCUCAAGGCAAAGUGAAACGGCCGCCACAACGGCCAAUUUAACUGAAGAAGAGCUUUUUGCUAGGCCUUCAAAUGACCCGAGGAACCCAAGAGGAUGGCUGGUUGACUUAAUGAACAAGUUUGGGGAGCUGGGCGGCUUCCAGAUUUUGUUGGAUAGAUUUCAAAGUGGAAAGAACCUCAGUGUUUCCAUUGUGUUUGCUUUGCUGAGACCUUUCGGCCUUUGCUAUGAGUACCUUACCCCUCACACUAUCAACAAAUUUAUUUUGCCUAUUUUGGAAAUGAUACCCGGUAUACUGGACAAGCUGACUGACGACGAAUUAAAACGCGAAGCCAAAAACGAACAAAAAAGCGACAUCGUAUCGGCCAUAAUCAAAGCUUCGAAGAAUCUGGCGUCGCGCGUGCCUAACCAGGACGAACUGAUCCGCACGCUUGAGGGAUUCAGGUUGACCAUGAUCCUGCGACAGCUGCAAAUUUCCAGUUUCAAUGGAAAAAUGAACGCACUCAACGAAAUCAACAAGGUGAUCUCGAGCGUCACCUACUACCCCAACAGGCACCACGGCAUCGAGGAGGAGGAGUACCUGACUCCCGAAAGGAUGGCGAAAUGGAUAAACGAAAACAAGGUGCUCGAGAUAGUCCUCAGGGAUUCUCUGCACCAACCGCAAUACGUCGAAAAGUUGGAAAAAAUCCUGCGCUUCGUGAUCAAGGAGAAGGCCCUCAGCCUGUCCGACCUGGACGCGGUGUGGGCCGCGCAGGCGGGCAAGCACGAGGCCAUCGUUAAAAACGUGCACGACCUGCUCGCCAAGUUGGCGUGGGACUUCAGCGCCGAGCAGCUGGACCACCUGUUCGAGUGCUUCCAGGCCAGCUGGACCUCUGCGUCGAAGCGGCAGAGGGAGCGGCUGCUCGAGCUGAUAAGGCGGCUGGCCGAGGACGACAAGGACGGCGUGAUGGCGCACAAGGUGCUCACGUUGUUUUGGAACCUGGCGCACGCCGAAGACGUCGCCACCGAGAUCAUGGAUCAGGCGUUGACUGCGCACGUCAAGAUUUUAGACUACAGCUGCUCUCAGGAACGCGACGCGCAAAAAACAAUCUGGCUGGACAAAUGCGUCGAAGAGCUGAAAACCGGCGAAAUGUGGGUCCUGCCCGCAUUAAAACAAAUCCGCGAGAUCUGCGUGCUGUACGAACAAAACACGAACGGUUCGCACGGCCAGCGCACCCACCACAUCUACUACCGCCAGGAGGUGAUCGAACGGCUGCAAAGCCAACACUCCCUGGUGAUUUUGGUAACCAACAGUCUCACCAACUACAUGGACAACUUGCGCGCCAUCUACGCGGAGAAUCCCGAGCUGACCAGCGAGACCUACAUCCCCGACGGACGCUACUGCCACACACUUCAAGUGCAGGAACGACUCAACUUUCUCAGAUUCCUCUUGAAAGACGGUCAAUUGUGGUUGUGCGCCGAGCAGGCGAAGCAAAUCUGGCAGUGCCUGGCGGAAAACGCGGUUUUUCAAUCGGACCGCGAAGCCUGUUUUAAGUGGUUCUCGAAGCUGAUGGGCGACGAGCCCGAUUUAGAUCCCGGCAUCAAUAAGGAUUUUUUCGAGAACAACAUAUUGCAAUUAGACCCGAUUUUGUUGACGGAGAGCGGCAUAAAGUGCUUCGAGCGUUUCUUUAAGGCUGUCAACACGAAGGAGGGUAAAUUGCAAAUAAAACGCCGGAUGUAUUUGACGGAGGAUCCGGAUCUGAUCGGCUUGGAUUAUUUGUGGAAGGUGGUGACGUUGUGCGCGGACGAUAUAGCCGCGCGCGCUAUAGAGUUGCUGCGCGAAGUUAGCACCAAUUUGGGGCCGCGUUUGCUGCAAUCUCAGCUCGAAUUCCACGAGAAUUACAUCACGGAGUGCUACGAUAGGCUGCGCGCGCACUACGAUACAGUAAUAGCCCUGCAAACGUCGGAAAACGAUAAGGAAGUGGAAGGCGCGCAGAUUAGAAACCGAAUCAGGGCCGAGGCGGUUAAAAUGUGCCGCGUGAUGCGCGUCUUGCACGAGUACGUAGGCGAGUGCGACAACGCCUUCGUCGCGGAGAGAAAAAUACUGCCGCUGCAUCGGGCUUGCCACGGGAAGCACUUGUCUCUGGUGGUGCGAUUCUCGAGCCCCAACAGGCAGGUCGAAGACAUCGAUUUGUACACGCACUCGAACGACACGCUGUCGUCGCUGAGGAAGGGGAUCUUGCGGAGGAUUAAGCCGGGCGUGCACUGCAAGUUGGAGCUGUACGUCAACGGGGAGCCGCUGGAUCCGGCGGACGACAGGAAGUUGCUGUCGCAGGUUCCCAUCAGGGAUAAAAUGCUGAUUUCCGCCAAAGUAAUCCAAAUAAACUCGAACAUGGCCUCGUCGCAAGACUCCUCGUCUGACUCGUCCACUUCGUCGCCCCAACACCCGUACGACGGGCCCAACCUCGAGGCGGAAAACCUGCUGCCUGGCGUGCUGAUGUCCAUGCAGCACAACUACGCUCAGUUUUUUUGCCAGCUGUCCGCGCUCGGCGGCGCGCUGGAGUUCCCGCCGCUCAGGGACAGCGGGCACGCGCUGCUGCAGCUGAUGCCCUGCGACUCGGUCACCGUCGAAAAAUUGCGCACGCUGUUUAUGUCGAGCGGCGAAGCCAACAUCACCAUGGAUUCGAUGUUUUUCAGCGCCAAACCUGCAGAGGUUCUGUACAACCUGGAGGUGCUGUACGUGAUGCUGAUGCCGGCGAUGUACACGCUCUCGGAGAAAACGUACGAGUUCCAGUACACGUUCAUAACCUCCGGCGAGGCGCACGUCUUCCUCGAGAUGCUGACGAAGAACAACUUCAUGUCGAGCUCGGACGGCGUGACGCGGCGCUCCGCCUACCUGGUCGUGCUGAAGAUCUGCAAGAUCAUCCUGACGGCCAUCGCGCACGUGCUGGUGCGCCUGAGCGAGGAGCACACGCCGCCCGAGCACGAAGCUCUCGCCGAGCACACCACCACGCCCGGCAUGUUCCUCAAGCAGGCGUUGAGGUCCGUGCCCGGACACUCGGAUCACCUGCUGCGGCAAAUUUCCAUGAAACUGUCCCUCUCGCUGGCCCAACUGAUGGUAUCGGACACCAGCAACACCGGCCAAGCGCAAGCCCUGUUCAGCCAAGCGCUGAACUGGGAACUGCCCGACCUGGCGACCACGCUGGCCCUAGUGCGGCUGGUGUGGGCCGCCAGCAGCGACAACCUCACGGCACUGAACGCCUCUCCGGAGGUUUUGCAUUCGCUGUCCGACCCCUCGAAGCAGACCAACUCGGUCGAGCUGCACAACGACGACAUUUUAUUGUGCAAGGAGGCGCUCGAGUUGUUGAGCACCGCGGUUAUUUUAAACCCCAGCAGUUUGGAGCACUUGUACCAAGACAACUGGUGGCCUUCGUUUAUCACGGAUUUGGUUUUAUUAAAUCCGAGCUGCGCCAUCAGGGUGGCAGCAGCCGAACAGUUUAUCAUCAUUUGUACUUUCGGUUCGUCUAGUCGACUGGCACUGCAACACAUAGCACCCUUAUUAUUCUCCCUAACCGACACUUUGGUGCUAAAAAACGCCGACACUUCGCACGAGUUCUUUCAAUUGUUGUGUCGCUUGGUCAACGUGGCUUUUCUAACCGGCUGUCCGAUCCCGGCGGCCGAGGAGCUUUUAAACAACGAGGUGGCGUGGCUGAGAAAAGCUCGCGACAAAAACGACGUUCUCAUCGAGGGGCACCUGGGUUUGGCCAAGGAGCUGCUCAGUUUUGUGUCGUCGGAGAAAAAAUGCGAGUUGGGCAGCUCGGAUUCGGGCAGUCUGAUCAGGGAGUUGCUCGAGGACUUUCUCUUUCCCGCCAGCAAGCUGAUGCUGCAGCUGAACAAGACGGGGCAGCUGGGCGAGGAUCCCGCCGUCCCGAUCUGCGACACGCCGCAGACGCAGGCGGCCGCCUUCGACCUGCUCAUCUCGCUGUGCGUGAACUGCGUGCAGAAUUACAAGCAGCUGGUCGCCAUGCUUACCGAGAUGUUUUACAGUGAUCCCAACACGAGCAUAACCGAGUGGGACUACCUGCCCGCCGUCGGGCCGCGGCCUUUCCAGGGCUUCGUGGGCCUCAAGAACGCCGGCGCCACCUGCUACAUGAACUCGGUGCUUCAGCAGCUCUACAUGGUGGAGUCGAUAAAAGAGGGCGUGCUGGGCGCGGAGGGGGCCGCUACGGAUCCGCACGAAGAUUUCGCCGGCGACGAGCGGACCGAGCCGGAGGGAGACUGCUCGGCCUCCGAGGAGCGGGCGUGCGAGAACGAGAACAGGAAGGACUAUCACGUGGGGAUUUUGAAGCAGGUCCAGGCGAUCUUCGGCCAUUUGGCGUGCUCGCGCCUUCAAUACUAUGUGCCUAGGGGGCUUUGGAGACACUUCAAGCUUCAAGGUGAGCCUGUAAAUUUAAGGGAACAACAGGACGCGGUGGAGUUUUUCAUGUCGCUGGUCGAAAGUCUGGACGAAGCUUUAAAGUCGCUCGGUCACGAGCAAAUAAUGUCGAAAAUUUUGGGCGGCUCGUUUUCCGACCAGAAAAUUUGCAAGGGCUGUCCGCAUCGCUAUUCCAAAGAAGAACCGUUUAGUGUGAUUAGUGUAGAUAUUAGGAACCACAGCAGUCUGCCCGACUCUAUGGAGCAAUAUGUCAAAGGUGAAUUGCUGGAGGGCGCGGACGCGUACCACUGCGAGAAGUGCGCGAAAAAAGUGGUUACCGUGAAGCGGUUGUGCGUGAAGAAGCUUCCGCCCAUCCUGGGCAUCCAGCUGAAGCGGUUCGAGUACGAUUUCGAGCGGGUGUGCGCGAUCAAGUUCAACGACUACUUCGAGUUCCCGCGCGACCUCGACAUGGAGCCGUACACGGUUAGCGGGCUGGCCAAGAUCGAGGGAGAGAUAAUAGACUGUGAUUUGGACGCCAGCGCCAGCGAGGUGUGCACCAAGUACCGCCUCAGCGGCAUCGUCGUGCAUUCCGGGCAAGCGUCUGGUGGUCACUAUUACUCGUACAGAAGGCACCGCGAGCCUGGCGGCGAGGUGAGAUGGUACAAGUUCGACGACGGAGACGUGAGCGAGUGCCGCAUGGGCGAGGACGAGGAGAUGAAGGUGCAGUGCUUUGGCGGCGACUACAUGGGCGAGGUGUUCGAUCCGAUGCUGAAGCGGCCCACCUACCGCCGCCAGAAGCGCUGGUGGAACGCCUACAUGCUCUUCUACACGCGCCACGACGUCGAGGAGGACGUCCUCGCCAGGACCAUGCAGCAACUCAGUCUAACUGGCAAAAGAGAAACUCCGCUCAGGAUGCCGAUCGCGAUCGAGAACAGCAUCAGGAAGCAGAACAUUAAGUUCCUGCACCAUCGCAGUCAGUUUUCGGUGGAGUACUUCUCGUUCGUGCGCCGGCUGACGAACUGCGGGCAAGCGAACCCGCGCCACAGCCAGCUGCUGACGAGCGAGGCGCUCGAACAGCAGAACCUACUCAGUGUACAGCUAGUCAGUAACUUCUUGUUCCACACCGGGUGGCACACGAAGAAGAAUCUUCGCGGACCCGCAAUGGAAUGGUGUGAUAUAUUGUGCGUGCACCUGCGCACCUCAGCCGCGAUACGCGCCUGGUUCGCGCAUACGAUGCUCUUCAGCCACCAGCGUCGCUUCUGCGAGUACCUGCUGAGCUGCCCGAGCAACGAGGUGCGCACCGCCUUCAUCAAGAUCGUGGUGCUGCUGGCGCACUUCGCCAUCAACGACGGCCCUUCGCCAUGCCCGCCCGCCCUCGGCCCCGCCGAUCCCGCCUCCACUUUGAGCGACCACGUGCUGAGGGCGCUGCUGGCGCUGUUGCAGCGCGAGGUCAGCGAGCACGGCCGCCAUUUGCCGCACUACUGCACCGUCUUCCAUAUGUACGCCAAUCAAGGUUUGCAAGAAAAAGCGCAACUGCUGAAAAUGAACGUGCCGGCCACCUUUAUGUCGGUGGCUCUGGACGAGGGCCCCGGUCCGGCCAUAAAGUACCAGUACACGGAACUGGGAAAGCUUAACCAGCUGGUGUCGUGUUUGAUCCGGUGCUGCGACGUGUCGGCCAAGUGCCAGGCGAGCAACGGCAACGCGCCCCUGCCCAACCCGUACGCCGACCCGAACUGUCCCGAGUACAUUAUGACGAUAUCGCCGCAGGCGGCCGAGAUACUUUUCAACCGGACAGGCUUUGUGAAAAAGGUGAUAGAAGACACGAACCUGACGGAGGACGCGAUCAAGCUGCUGCAGUACUGCUCGUGGGAGAACCCGCACUUCUCGCGCACCGUCCUGGCCGAGCUGCUGUGGCAGAUUGCGUUCGCGUACUGCCAGGAGCUGCGCCACCACAUCGAGAUCCUGCUGUCGGUGCUGCUGAUCGAGGACACCUGGCAGACCCACCGCAUCCACAACGCGAUCAAGGGCGUGCCCGACGAGCGCGAAGGCCUGCUCGACACGAUCUCGCGCGCCAAGAACCACUACCAGAAGAGGGCGUACCAGUGCAUCAAGUGCAUGGUGGCUCUGUUCACCAAGUGCAGGGCGGCGCAGCUGAUGCUGCUGAGCCACCAGGACCUGAGGAGGUCGUGGGCCUCUGCGGUGUCCUGGCUUCAGGACGAGCUCGAGCGCAAGUACCCGGCCAACCCGCAGUACGGCUACAACAACACGUGGUCGCCGCCCGCGCAGAGCAACGAAAGCUCGAACGGCUACUUCUUGGAGAAGUCGAACAGCGCGCGCAAAACGUUGGAGAAGGCGCUGGAGCUGAUGCCCGAGACGGAGCGCGACGAGGAGGAGGACGUGAGCGAGGAGCCGGAGUCGCAGGAGGAAGUGUCAACUGACACGACCACGCCCCCGGUGCAGGGCUGCGAGCCACAGCAGCAACAGCUUCAGCCGCAACCGCUGCAGGAGGCUAGGCCCGGCGAGCUGCCCGACGUGACCCAAACCUCCGAUCAGCCCAACCCUUAG